This is a messenger RNA of Macrobrachium nipponense, 4361 nucleotides long. Its product is annotated as probable G-protein coupled receptor Mth-like 1. Gene Ontology annotation, biological process: G protein-coupled receptor signaling pathway; cell surface receptor signaling pathway. NCBI's taxonomy places the organism in Eukaryota, Metazoa, Arthropoda, Malacostraca, Decapoda, Palaemonidae. Gene Ontology annotation, cellular component: membrane. The record is from RefSeq and is a predicted model, not a curated record. The coding region runs from base 473 to 3253 and encodes 926 amino acids. The transcript is spliced from 8 exons. Gene Ontology annotation, molecular function: G protein-coupled receptor activity.
UACCUCUGUAACGAAGUAUUACAAACGUUUAUAGCGAACUACUGGUACUACUGGUCUCGUUAUAUAUUUGUAGCUCCUAUGGUAGCUCCUCCCUCUUGUGGGCCGGGCCAUAAUCCACGCGCCAGGACCAAGAAAGUCUCAUCAUCAGGCAGCGGGUAGCAAGCUAGACUAGCUAGUAUAACUUAUCAGUCAGUUAACACAACUGGCGUAUGUAGGAAGUGACGCGACCUCUUGCGUGGUCCAUGGGCGAAGGUGGGCACGAACUUUUUUACGUGUUCACAUAAAGUGAAGUGUCGGAUGAGCUUUUUAACGAGUGAACAUAGAAAAAAAAAAUGUUAUUUAAGCCUCAUUGAUAAUAAUGUGAGAAGUGUUUUAUAGUGUGUAUAAUAAUCAUUGUGACAUCCCUCGCAUAUACGUGGUACAACUUUUGACGCAGUGUAGAGGCAGAAAGAACGAUUAAAUCGACGCAGAAAUGACGAUCUUCACGCUGUUUUUCGUAGGACUUCUGGCGCUGGCAAACGCAUUCCAGGCACCACCGAAUAACACCGAUGCUGUCAGUCCAUCCUCUGGUAGCAUCCAGAGAUCCGAGACGGAAGGGACAACUUCCUUCUACCCUCAAGAAGAAGAAGAAAAAGAAGAAGACCUAAUACAGGAAAAUGUUCCGACUUUGGAACCAGAUGUUACCAACUCUUACGAUGACGUCAAUGGCACGUUAUCCAGAGAAACAAACAAUGUCACCACGGUUUUACAUGAAACAAAUACCUCGCCUUUUCCCGAAACCGACGCUACGGACCUUGAGGAAAACAGUAGUACUACUACGAUGAUCCCCGAAACAAAUGGCACGAGUUCUCAAGAGGAAUAUACAACGGCACUCCCACAAGCUGACACAGACAAUCCCUAUUCCAAGUGUCCAGAUAUGGGAGGACGACCAGUGGCUGGUUCAGUUGUUAAGUGCCACUGCAAAGGAAAUGAGAUUUUGGUGGAUGGAGAGUGCCGGUUAUAUGACGGUGUCACUGUCAUCCCUGCCCAAUAUGAAUGGGUACUUACAAGAGAGGAAGCUUUGAGUAAUUACACUGUGAACAUUCAAGAUGUCAGUUGCGAUCCUUUGAAACACCAGUCCAUGAGCUUCACCAAGGGGCAGUUCCAUUUGAGGUCUCGGGGUGAUAUAGUUCUUCUCAUAGAUGCGGGAGACCUGGACGGGCAGCGCAUCAAUAGCUACUGCAUAGUUCACCACCUGGAUGACGAGGGCCAGCUGACCUCGACAGCAAAGGCUUGUGUACCCAUACCCUCUGUUCCAAGGUGCUGUCCUCCUGGAAAGGCUAUGAAGAACGGCAGUUGUGAGGAUGCAAUAACUCCUGAUGUGCUCACACCUCCUAUUUCUGCGAAACCCUUUUCUGAUAGCAUCGCAUGGCCUAAUAUUACAAAUUAUCUUAGCACAGUAAGAUGUGAUUCGGAACCUCUGCUAACAAUUCCUCUUGGUUACAAGCAUUCAAAUCUUGUUUCCUUAGGAAGCGGUGUAGGAAUUGGUUGGACGCCGGAAGCAGACGGAAGGCGUGUUUAUUACAACUGUCCUGACUACUGUGUUGACGGAAUUAAGAAUUCUGAUGGCUCUGUUGAAUACUUCACGAGCUUUUGUUACAAAGAUCCUGUAGCAACACACAAGGAAGCCUGUGCAAACAGUAAAUGCCUUAGGAAGUGUUGUAAACAUGGAUAUUCAAUGGACAAAAAUUAUUACAGUUGUUUGCCAGACCCCAAUUCUACUUUCGUUCCUCCUACUGACACAGAUAUUUCUAAUUACAAUGUUGUAAUCGGGUGGCCAUUAUGCACACCACCAACCAGAGUAGACGAAAAGAUCAGCGUAGACAGGACUGGCAAUCUUAUUCUCAAAGACAGAGUGGUUAACACACCUGAUUUCUGUGUGGAUACAUUCUUAGACAAUGACGACCGACAACAGAGCGCCUUGGCGUGUCUGAUGGAGACUUCUUUAUGGUUAGGUGUGCGAGCAUAUCUUUUCCCCAUCUGUAAUGUUAUCUCACUUGUCUUCCUGAUGAUUACAAUCGUUAGUCAUCUGUUGGUUCCUCGACUGCUGGCAAACGGAGGUCUGCACCAGCUGUGCCACGUGAUAGCUCUUUCCAUCGCCUACAUCACCAGCUUCACGGUUCAUGUGUUCAAUAAUCGGUUCACUGAUGAAGCCUGUGUCGACAUAGCCAUUGCUAUGCAGUUUGGGUUCCUAACAACUUUCUUCUGGCUGAAUGUGAUGUGUUUCGAGAUCUGGAGGAAGCUGAGGAGACUGAAAAAUUACCGUCCAGUCAAGUCUUACUCUCAUAAAUACUACAUGAUGUAUGGCUGGGGAAUUCCCUUUUGUAUAUGUGUGAUUACCAUUGUGAUGCAAAAAUGUGCCCCUGAUAACGUCUGGGGUGUGAUUAAGCCAUAUAUCGGUGUUUCACGAUGCUGGUUCAGAGAGGAUAUUGCCCUCCUGAUCUACUUCUACGGGCCCAUAGCCGUGUUGUUUCUCUGCAAUUCGGUAUUCCUCGUCCUCACGUACAUUAACUACAAAAUAAUGCUUCGCAACUACAAAGAAACCACCAAUGACUUGAAGAAAUUGGGGACUGGCGUCAUCAGUGACCAACGCAACAUGUCCUCCAGUAUGCCCUCACGGCAGAUCACUGACCACGUCCACGAUUUUAACCAAAAGCUGAAAAUCUUUAUCCUUAUGGCUACAUGCUGGGUUACUGAAGUGCUGUCUUGGAAAAUACCUCCUCUGGAACUCUGGGCUUUAACUGACACCCUCAAUUCCCUGCAAGGCUUCUUCCUCUUCAUCAUCUUACUGUCAAACAGCAACAAACGCAAACACCUGGAGGAGAAGUACCCAAGGCUGUUCUCGUGGAUAAGGAAAUCAAUCAAAUUCCCUACUUUUGUGAAGAGAUGGCUGCAGAACAGUGUCAAAUUGUCAUUCUCACCGGUCAGCUCACUUACGUCAAGUAUCAGCCGGCAGCUAUCCAAUUCAACAGUACUCAGUACGCUGACCUCCUCUAUCAAAACGCCUGCGCCCUCGUCAACAUCAUUCAAGUUGAGCUCAUCAUCUCCAUCUUCUGAGGUCCAGAGUUCUGUGUCCUUGGAUGACCCUGAGAAAGGAGUUAUAGUCCUCUCUCAUUCUUCCCUCCAGCCUUCGGACAGCGAUCAGGGCCUUGCCGCAGAUCCAUCCCCUCCGAGCUCCAAGACUCCAGAGGUACUGCCGAAUUCACCCUGCUAAUAGAUGCCACCAAUAAAAGAAAGAAAGACAAAUAGGCAGCUGAAAUUUCCUUUGGCAUUAAGGAAUGCUUUCGUCUCCGUCCUUUGGUGGUCAUUAGUUCCAGGACGCCGGUUCUGCAGUCAGUAAAAAAAGUAGAAAAGUACAUGACAAUCUCUCAAAGCAGAGGGCAGACAUUUGUUUAAAGAAUGUUUGGCGUUUCUUUUUCUUGCCUAAAUUAUGUACCAGUACUUCCUUGAUGAAUCCAGGACUGUGAAAAAUCUCCAAGGAAGUGAAAUUAAAGUACAAAUUUCUAUAAAAUAGGUUAAGGCUGUUGUGUAUGUAUGUGUACAAAACGUAUGAUUCUGUAUGCUGUGAAUAAGUUUUGCAACUGUAUUGUGUCUAGCCUUAUGUUUAACCUUUGACACUCAUGGGACUGAGGAAUCUACUGUGAUUUUAUACUAUAAUAUUACUUUUAAAUAUGUCCCAGUUGGUGCUUGAGUGACCGGGUUUAUAUUGCGAGUGGAUGUAUCUUGCCUUGUGCUACAAAAAGCCCAGAAUUCAACAUUUCCUGAAAUGAAAGACUUAGUUGUGUCUUAGCCAUCACCUUCUCUGUGAGCAACAAGUUUUUGCCUGGCGUAAUUAUUGUCGUACUCUUGGUAGCUAAUGCUAGACCCCUAUAAAGCUUUUCAGAUUGUAUCAAUUCUGAGUAUGUCCUUAUAUCGACUGCACAUUUUUAAGCCAAUGCAUAUCCAACCUUCCUUUUGCUUUUAGUGUUUCUAAAUUUCAUUCCUAGCAGUGUGAAAUAUUCACUCUGCUAGUCUGAGAGUGCAAAGGUCUACUCCUAUGCACCUGGUUCUCGGAAGGAGUGUAAUACUAAAUCUAUUUCUCAAGUUAUCUUGAUACAAAAUUAUUAUUUUUAUAAACCAUACCAACAUAUUACACCCCUACUGUACAGAUAUUAAUAUCUCUUGUUUCCUUUUGUACUGCAGCUGCCCAUGUGUGCAUGGAGGUUAAUGUAAGAAUUUUAUUGUUUACUCAUUCGCUUGCUGGCAAAUGUGGAUGUAUUUUAUAUAUAAAAGUUUUUGGUGUUUUAUGAAUGUUAUGUAAAUAUAAAAAUGACCAACAUCAA